AUGACUUCCUCGGAUAAUGACUUUGAUGACGAGGAUAAUGAUUUCUUGCUUGCACUAACCACGAAAAAGUCCCAAGGCUUGAACUUGGGAGGCGUUAGCUCUUUAGGUAGCACCACUGCGUCUGCGACCAACACGCCAAACACUUCUGCGCUUACUUAUGGCCGCUCUGCUGCCUUGCCCUCUUCCGGCCCCAGUGAAGUUGAUCCCUCAAUUCAGGCUAGGCUCUAUAGGGCAGAUGGGGAAAUUGCGAUUUUAAGAGAAAAAUACCAACAACUUCAGAAUCUGCGACAGGUAGAGUUGAUUAAAGUGAAGGAGAGCCAACAGAGUCUUCAAAGGCAAAAUGAAGAGCAAUUAAAGGCGCUACAAUUCACGGUGCAGAAGCUCGAAGAUGAGAAACGAUUCCUAAAUAACGAAAUAAAGGGGAUCGCCUCAAAAAGAAGAAAGGUACGGGACAGCAACGAUGACAUGGAUGUGGAUGGACUGCACGCUACUUCUACCUUGUCCGCAUCAACAGUCCCUGUGUCAGGUACUGGCUCUGGCUCUGGCACUGGUUCUGGUCCAUCAGAUGCAGUCAGCACUGGACCGCGAGUCUCUAGCAGUCAAGUCGUUCGGAUUCUGAAUGAUACAUCGCUCUUCUUCGAUCAUAUUUGGAAUUAUUGCAUAAAUGGAGCAGAAAGAACAUCAUUGACCUUUCUAAGCAAGAUCUAUAUCGAGCGAGAUGUAAAUAUAAACGAAUUGCAAAUCAAACGGAAAAUCCCAUUAUCCAUAGCCAUUGUGGAUUAUCUCAUGUUGAAGAAGAAAUUGAGGUUGGACGAGCUUGUAAGUGAGUUCACUACUACUAUUGCCCAAUUUGUAGAACUAUUGUUGGAGGAAGAAAACUUGAUACUUUCAGUGCCAUUUCUCUUAUCCUUAAUUCAUUCGGCAAUCAGCUUCAGGCCCCUAGCAGUUGUAAAAGCUACAGUAAUUUACCUUUUAAGGUCCAUAUCCAAGAUAUCGAGGCGAUUUCUAUUUAUAUUGGAGGAAACUCAGAAUCAAGAAGACUAUAUUACAUAUCAUGAUGUUCCUGAACAAGUACUGGUACUUGAAAAGAUAACUUUGAUAUGUUCUGUGGAUAUAAUAGAAAAAUUGAGUGCAAUUAGUACACUACAUGGAGUUAGCUUUGUCAAGGAUGAAAUAUGGGGAGGCGAGCUGCCUUGUAUCCCACGAGAAUUGGUAAAAAGGCUUUUACCUGAGAAUACAGAAAGACUCAAAAAUUCGAGUCAGAUCAAUCUAGUUUUCAACAUCGUUGAAAUGCUUAUGUCUUCCAUCACAGAGGAACUGUUUGCUUACUCUAAUUUUGAGAGAGCACCAAACCAGGCAUCGCCAAUCUUUAAUUCAUUGUUCAAGGUCUUAUUAGUGGAUAUCCCACUUCGAGAUGAUUUCAUGAUAUAUGGCCUCAAUAGGAUACUAGGGAAUAUUAUUGACAUAAAGAAGGUGGAAUCGCUGGUUCCAGUUGAGGAUAAUGCUCUUGGGUAUUCGCUAGUAAUGAUACCAUGUCCGAUACCCCAAGAAUUGAAGUCAGAGAGGAGGAAAGAACUGCAAGAGGGAAAUGACUUAGAGAAUGGAACUAGUGGUGGUAGUUUUGUUGGAAUCCACGAUAAAUUGAAUUUUGAGCUUAAUUUAAAGCAUCAGAAUCAUUUGCUCAAACUAAGGAUCCGUGUAGCGAUGCUACUAGAACAUUUCAUAGUUUCUACCUCUCUUGUGACGCAUUUGCAGCUGAAAGAUUAUAUCAAGUCAAUGGUCAGAACCAUUGGAUUUGAGCAAUCCAAUAUCUUGAAGUCCCCCCGGUCGAAAGAUGUUCACCUUAGAGCCCAGUUAAUUGCAAGCCUAGUUAGAAUCCUUCACUAUAUCUCUUCAGAUAACAUGGGAGGUAUUACCAAUCUAGUAUAUCCAGAGACCAUGUAUGAGAUUUACGUUUCCCUACUGAGAAUUGCCUUUGGAUCUAACUCCUUGACGAAUGAAGCUCAUACUAUAAUAAAGUCUGUUCGCAGCCAAGAGAAGUACUUCAACAUACCGAUAUUCAACAAAUGGUGUGAAGCGCGAGCGAAGCUGUUGAAUCACAUAGACCAGAGCGAUGAUAGUGAGAGUAGCAAAGGGGAAAAAGAAAAUGGCGAGUUCAUUGCAGAUAUCGAGAGUGAAUAUGCCAAUGGUUUGGAAUUUCCCUACGAGGAGGAAGCAGUAGAGCUUGCUAGAGAAAUACUAGACCAAUGUGUAACUCACGAAGAAGCGGAUAAUCUCUUCUUCAACAUGAACUACGAAGACCCAAAUUUGCAAGAGGAUGAGUACACCAAAUUCGAUGAGAUGGACCUAGUGAACUAG
This is a messenger RNA of Dujonia railenensis, 2358 nucleotides long. NCBI's taxonomy places the organism in Eukaryota, Fungi, Ascomycota, Pichiomycetes, Serinales, Debaryomycetaceae. The record is from the annotation of a GenBank genome assembly.